Messenger RNA from Exophiala bonariae, 2499 nucleotides. RefSeq lists its product as uncharacterized. Lineage: Eukaryota; Fungi; Ascomycota; Eurotiomycetes; Chaetothyriales; Herpotrichiellaceae. The record is from RefSeq and is a predicted model, not a curated record. Gene Ontology annotation, cellular component: TORC2 complex. Bases 1 to 2499 code for a protein of 832 amino acids. Gene Ontology annotation, biological process: TORC2 signaling. The transcript has a single exon.
AUGGAACCUCCUGCGCAACGUCGAGGAGGUCUGCGAUCUCCUGUUCCGUCCUCUUCAGCCGCAUCUGUCUCACCCAAUCCCUCCCGUGCCGGUUCUAAACAAAGCAUGCGUCCUGGUUCUAGUGGUAGUGACACAUCUGCUUCCUCCAAUCUCUCCGUUGUCAAAAGAUCUCCCUACAAUCAACAGCUACCAACCUUCUCAUCGCAUACGAAUCACAGCAAUGCCGCCACCGCUGGUCAUCAACGGCCGUCCGCGCCCUACAUGCCUCGAGAUGACCACGGAAAACCCUUAGGUGGUCCCCCUCCUCCCGAACUCCAGAAACACCGUCCGCGACAGCAUUCCCAAGGCUAUUUUGAGCCAUCCAUGCCCUCGGCUUCUCUUGCUAGCCAAUCUAAUUUACACGAUCAUGCCACAAUGUCAGGCCUCACUCCUUCUCAGAUCGCCGCCCAGGCUGCAAUGCAGCAUCUCAACGCUACCAACCACAACCGGAAACGUUCACAAACCGUCCCAUUUCCGCAGGAACAAACUCAGCAAGAAGGCCGUCGGAGUAGUAGAGGCUCUACAGGUUCCCAUGAAGGACUAACACCAUCUCAUCCUGCUCCUGACCAGCAAUAUCGAAAUGGUCUCAUUGGCAACAAUGCCGCGGCUACAGCGGCCAGCGUAGUCUUCCCGCGUGGCGUAACUCCUUCAGCCCAAGUCGUAUCCGUGGAAGAGGAGAAAUCAAAGAAAGGAUUGAAACGCUUCAGACCUAAGCACAUGGUACUGUCACGAGACAAGGACAAGGAUAUCAAGGAUAAGCCAUUGCCUUCACCAAAUAGACUGGCACCCAGUGGACUAUCCAAGGUUUUGAAUGCCUCUACAUCCAGCCUGACCGAGUCCUUGUCUUCCAACAACUCUUCCCUUUAUCAACUUCAAAACCCGUCCUCUUCCACAAUAAUUCCCAUUCCUGAAGCAAAGGACAAGCCACAUAAACAUCAUGGAUUGCGCCAGAAACUAAAGUUGAAAGACAAAGACGAGUCUUACACUUUACCACUAUCCUCUGCAAAUUCCAAUUCACGGCCCGUGGAUAUAAACAACCCGCAAUCUCUCUACUCAUUUGCUCCCUCUUCCCCAAAUCCAACUUCCUCCUUCUCCAAGUCAGUGUCCGGUCUGGAUCUGCGACACGGAGGACGGGCGUUAAGGGAGAAGAAGAAAGAGGAGAAAGAAAAAGCACAGGCUCUUGCGGGUCUGGAGCCGGUUUACAGUCGCGGUGAGACUGACACCUCAGAAUGGCCUUCCCUGGGUACCAGUUUCACCAACCAGUCUUUGACCAAUUUCAACCCCCAUGCCGAAGUCAAAGAUGCUUCCGCCAACUUCGGACUCAACAAUAUGUCAGCCGAUGAUGCGUGGGAUCUUCUUCGCGCCAAGAUACUUGUGGCCUUUGAGGGUGAAGAGGUUCGCAUUGCCGUAGAGAACCUCAAUAAACUAGUCACAAUUCACGUACAGAGAUGUGUUCAGAAACGAGAUCCAAGUAUCAUCAUAGGUGACCUCGAGGACCUCUUGAGAACCGGCUUCCUCAGCCUCAAUCAUACGUUGCGUAUGAUCUCGGACGAUAGACUUGUCCCUCAUUUGGUCAGCAUGUGGAUGCAGGUUUUCGGCACCGUGCUUCCUUUCAUGCAGGCUGUCUUCCUUCCUCUUGAUCAGGAGUUCAAAGGCAGAGGCAGCAUUUUGACGAGUCCUAAAAUGGCAGGCGAAUUCUGGGGAGCACUUCCUAGUGCUGACAGUGGAAGUAAAUUAUCAUCAUCUCCAGCGGCUGGGGAUGGUGUUGAUUUCGUUGUGGCAGCAGGAGAAGAGCUUGAGGUUCGACGAAUUCUAUUGAUUGCUUACCGUGACGUUAUCAUAUUACCUCGUUUUGAACAUCUCAAGGCAACAUUUUCACGCCUUAGCUUGGAGAGCAUCAAUGUUGCGUUGUCUUCUUUCGAAAGUGCGAAUAGACAUCGUGGCAACAGCGGUGCUAGUGACAGGCCAGGUACUGCGACGGGUCUCGAACCUAUGUACGCCAGCUACAAUUCUCAAACCAGCACCUUGCUGGGAAGUUCAACGUCUGGAGGUGGUAGAUCACGAGCUACAUCCAACCUGUCGAUUUCUAGCAAUCCCGCCCAGGAUGUGGCGUUUCAAUCCUUCAGCUCGCCUCCUGCUGCGAGACCAUCUGAUAGCUCAUCAGCACAGGUGACUGAGACUGUAGCCCGGAUGCUGCAAUGUUUGUCAGUUCUAUGUUCGGUGCAAUCAGGAGAUGAUGCCCAAGCCAAGAUGGAAGAACUCAGCAGGCAGCUCAAGUUGAACUGGCUGGGUCGAGGUCGUACAGGCCGCAAUCGAAAGGGAUUUGUCGGCAGUCGAGUCAGACCUGCAGCAAGCGUAGGCUCUACUAUACGGGGAUUGAACCGAGAUGGAAGUCCCACACCCACACCCACAAGGCAGGGUACUGUCAGUAGGCAAGGAGACGAUUCGUCGAGAUUUUGA